Molecule: messenger RNA, 2120 nt
Organism: Anolis sagrei ordinatus
Lineage: Eukaryota; Metazoa; Chordata; Lepidosauria; Squamata; Anolidae
Gene: SUSD5
Product: sushi domain containing 5
Biological process (GO): Notch signaling pathway; cell adhesion
Molecular function (GO): hyaluronic acid binding
Source: RefSeq, a predicted model, not a curated record
CCUUCCUUCCCUCUUUCCAUGACUCCCUUCUCUCUCCCUCUCUCCUUCAUCCAGAUCAGUGCAUGCCCAAGGCAGCAGGGUCCCACUGCGGUGCUCUGUGCUCACAUAUUCCUCCAGCCCACUGCCUCCUCCUUCAAGCCCAGAGGAAACUCUUUCCGGGCAUCUCAAGCUCAUUGCCAUGGCUGCAGCUUCCAAGAAGUCGCCUGUCACCUUUGUCCAGAGGGUGGGAUCUGUCCUCUUCUUCCUUCACUUUGCUUCGGUCAAAGCUGACGGGAAGUUGUUUGCCGUUGGACCCAGGAACGGCACCCAGAGUCUGGACCUUGCCAUGGCUCAGCAAUCAUGUGCUGCCUUUGGAGCUUAUUUAGCCAGUGCAGAAGAAUUGAAGAAAGCCAUUAGAGACUGUUCCUUUGCUGUCUGCACUACAGGCUGGCUAACGGAUGGCACUAUUGGGACAACUGUGUGCAAUAGGACAGGCAGCAAACCACAAAGCGUGAAAGUGGUUGAUGUUCAGAUUGAAACGGAUCCCUCUCCAAGUGGCAGAUACAAUGCUAUUUGUGUGAAGGCUGAAGGCAAACCAUGUGGGGAUCCUCCAUCUUUCCCUCAUACUAUUCUGCAUGGAUAUACUGGGUUUGAAAUGGGAGAUGAACUGCACUACGUCUGUGCCCAGGGAUAUGCCAUGAGUAACAAGGACAUGGCUUUUACUCUGCUCUGUCACACAUGCGGGGAAUGGUUUGGUCAAGUACAGGCUUGUGUCAAAGAUGAAACCGAGGGGCAUAUUGAUUAUGAAGAUAAUUUCCCUGAUGACCGAUCUAUGCCAACGGAAGAUCAUGAGCAUAAUGUUAAAGAGACAGAAGAAAAAGAACAGGAGCCAGAGAAAGCCAUGGAUGGUAUUACCAGGACUUACGUUGCUGAUGGUGACAACCACAUUGGUAUCACAUUUAUGUUGAAUGAGCAGGACACCAAGAUGAUAUAUGAAAGUGAAGACUUCCCUGCUGGACCUGUUAUUGUGAAUAAUGAUACAAAAGCAGCAAAACGGAUAGAAUCCAAUGUAGAUGAGUCCUGGCUAGAUGGCUACCCUGUUACUCAAGAAGCCAUAGAAGAAGAGGAAGAUGAAGAAGGGGAUAAAAUGGAUGGUUCUAUGGGGAGAGAAGAUGACUUUGCCACUGAUCAAAGGAGUUAUGAUGGAAUGAUGAGAACAGGGGGCAGCAACGUGGGCAAGGAUUUGGUACCGACUGAGUCAGCCUUGCCAUUGACAUAUAGUGAUGGGAUUGAAAGAAUAUUAGUAAGGCUACUUCCAACAAGUGGCCCAGAGACUGGAAUUGUAAGUUCUGAGGAUGUCCUCCUUUAUGCCACGGGAUUAGUCACUCAGGAGCUCGCACCCAUAAGUACAGUCACUACCUUGGACCUGGAGAUGGUGGACACUUCAGCAGUGCUCCGUGUCACUGACCACGUACCAUUACCAGAAGAAGAAUAUGAAACUGUGACCUUCCCAAUACAAACAAUUACUACUGUAUCUUCUCAAAACACGUUUACCACUAUAGCAAGAGAAGCUCUUACCUAUGGACUAGAUGGAAAGUCCGUGACCACUUUUGAACCAUGUGCUGGGGCUGAUUGUUCCACCCCAAAUAAAGGCCCCAUAGUAGCUAUUGGUGUGACUGUUGUGUGUUUGCUUUUUCUUGCUACAAUCCUGGCCGUCUGGUGCUUCAAGAAACGGCAACAGAAGACCUCUGUCUAUAAACUGAAUGGGAAAGAUCAUGCUGGGCACCAGCCGCAACAGAUUGAAAUGCAAAAAGUCUAAUCCAGAGAACUAUAUUCAAAUGUAAAAGAAGAGGGGAAAGAGACGCUGAAUGAAAAAAGGAUACUGUAAUGCACAUGUUCUCAGAAAGCAAGAAGAAAAAAGCUGUUCGCGGAUCAGCAGGAUUUAUAGCUAUCUGAAAUCACAAAGAUUUGAUAUCAGUAUUAAUUAACUAGCGGAACAGUAGACUUUUUAAACACCCACUUGCUUGAAGACAUCAAGAUGGGAUAGCUUUCUGAAACAGGUGUUCAAUUAUAGACAUAAUGGCUAGAGAACUAUGUGUAUCGUGGGUAUCAUGGAUGCAGCCUGUAAAGCGUGGGAAACC